AUGUCGAACCGGUACGGCGGCAGUGGCGGUAGUGGCUACCGCAACGGUAACGGCUACGGCAACUUUGGCCGGUGGGAAGAAGACUAUGACCCGUACGGCAAUGGCUACAACGGCAACGACAGAGGCGACAGGGGCGACAGAGGUGACAGAAGCGACAGAGGUGACCGGUACGCCGUAGGCCCCCUGCCGACGAACACGAAUGCCCGAUCACCAUCUUCUCUUCGAAGUGGCGGACCGCCGCCCGUCCGCACCCGAGAACGCGCCCAGGAGACGAGCGCCGAACGGCAGAUCGUCCAGGUCCUCGAGCAUAUCAAACUGGAGUGGCCGUCUAUGUGUCAAACGGACUGCGUGCCCGUUCAGCUUGCUCUACAGCUCCUAGACACCAGCUCCGUCGGCCGCGCCCACGAGUACGACAAGUUCAGACAGACUCACGACUUCUUGCAGAGCUCUCUCAAGGGUAUCGUUCAUGAGCACCAUCAGGGCUUCAACAGUUCCAUCGGAACCUUCCACAAGAUCCAGGGCAGCAUACAGGCGUCGCAGAAGCGAGUGCGAGCGCUCAAGGACUCCCUGUUGGCCUCCAAAGUGAGCCUUUGCACAUCGGAUCCCGAACUCAAAAAGCUCUCGGCCACAUCACAGGCUUACGAUGAGCUUCUUACAUCCCUGAAUGAACUGGAAGAGCUGCGCCUCGUGCCGGACCAGCUGGAAGCACGCAUAUCCGAGAAGCGGUUUCUGAGUGCGGUCGAGGUGUUGCAGAAUGCGCUGCGCAAGCUGAGGAAACCGGAGUUGGAUGAGAUCGGCGCAUUGAGCGACCUGCGGAGCUAUCUUGCCAAUCAAGACACGGCUCUCAUGGAUAUUCUCGUCGAGGAACUUCACGAACACCUAUAUCUCAAGUCGCCGUACUGCCAGGAGCGGUGGCAGAACCUGGCCAAGACCCAAGGCGCAUUCAAAGAGGGCAACUAUGAAUCAAUCACCGUCACCCCCUUCCACCAAGCACUGGACGCCAUGGACUUCGAAGGGACAGUGGCUGAGGAUCCAGCCAAGAACCCAGAGGCCGACACAUUCUCCUACAUCGCUCUGCUGGUGGAGUCCCUGAACAAACUGGGCAGAUUGGAGAUGGCUGUCGACACUCUCAAGCAGAGACUGCCUGUCGAGCUGUUUACCAUUGUCAACGAGACGCUUAGGGAGGUCGACCAACGGCACCCUAGCUCAUUGCGCGGCGGCUCGACUAACACCCAAGGACUACAUAUCUAUGGCAACCGGGAGACGCAGAUGAGGGCGGAUGUCAUCUACGAUCUGCUGUGGACGUUGUUUGGCAAAUUUGAAGCAAUUGCUGAGGGACACCGCGUAUUCCACGAGUCGAUCAAGGCGCUCAUCCGGCGGGAGGGUGCUGGAAACAACAGCGCGUUGCUGGGAAGCUUCAAGGAGCUGUGGAACCUCUAUCAAAACGAGAUCCGCUCCCUCCUGCACAACUAUGUUACAACAGAUGCCGAUGUGUACCAGUUCAGCACAUCACCGACUCUGGGUGCGAAUAAUGGCAAGAAGGACGCUGUUCGGGAACAUCUAUUCAAGUUUGCCGAGGGUGAUCCGAAGGCUGUGGACAUGACUACGGAGUAUGAAGCCUUGGAGAGCAUCAUUCGGGCUGCUGUUCCUGGUCUGACGGAUACGUCUCGCAAGUCUGGCGCUGACAAGAAGCGGCCGGGGCUUGAUACUGGCAACACCAAGAGGGGGGGUUUGGCGGGUUGGGAGAACAAACAGACGACCGGCACAUACAGGUCGAUCGUCGAGCCCAGUGUCUUUAACAUGAGCUUGCUUCUGCCGCCUACGCUCGUCUUCCUCCAGCGGUUGAAAAUGAUUGUGCCUCCAGGCUCGGACCUCGCAACCAGCACACUGACAUCUUUCUUGGAUAACUUUCUGGUCAACGUGUUCCAGCCUCAGCUGGACGAGACUCUGGGCAAGCUGAGCGACACCAUCUUUGGCGAAGCUGACACAUUCUUGCAAGAUCAGGAAUGGGCACAGGUUGCCAAGCGGCCCGUCUUCAAGGGCACAACCGCCUUCUUUGCUAUUGUCACUGCUUUUUGCCGCAUGCUUGGCACUAUUCCCCACGACCAGGCCCUGAGCACACUCAUCAUCACCCAGAUGAUGAGGUACUACGACCGCUGCUUCGGGUGGUACAAGUCACUCGUGAGCAAGACUCAGGCGCAGGCGGGUGAGCCCACGAAGCUGCGCAUGUCAGCGGCAAUGACUCUGGAAGAGGGCGAUGUUCAAGAGACCAUAAAGCAGCUGUGGACCUCCGAACCCCUGGACCGCGAGCUCUUGGAGAAGGAAGUCGGUCUGCUCAUUGUCCAGACAAACGAGAAGCGCAUGGACAUGGCAGACAUCAUUCAGGACAAAGACACCAUCUCGUCUCUCUGUCUCUUGUACACCAGUAUGAAGUGGCUCGCGGUCAAGAUUGCAAGCCUCCGUCACAUAACCCGCAAUGAAGCGGACUCCUCAAGGCCACAGCUGAACCGGGGGUCGAACAAGAGGUGGACGCUCAUGAACGACCCCAACAAAGCCACCAGUGAAGAUGGACCUGUGUAUCUCCCUAUGACGCGGGAGACUGUCCAGGCUUUCGACGGCAUCGUCACCUCCUUCGAAGAGCUCGCGGCCACCGCCCUCCUAACCCUCCACAUGGAGAUCCGCUGCGAGAUCAUCUACUCCCUCCGCACCGCCCUCUCCACAGACACGGCCCCGUACCUCCUCGAUCAGGAAGUCACCGAGCCGGACCCGCAGAUACUGACCCUCAACUCGGAUCUCGUCCUCUACGACGAGACCAUAGCACGGUACCUCCGCGCCAAGGAGACGGCCUUCAUCCGCACCGGCCUGGGCCUGCUGAUCAACGCCUACCUCGUUACCAAUGCGGCCUUCGUUUCGCCCAUGAACGCAAAGGGCUGCGGCCGCAUGCAGCUCAACAUCCUCGUACUGCAGCAGAACCUCAAAAACGUGGAGGAGGGCGUCGACCUCGCGCGCGCGGCAAACUACUUUGCCCUCUUCGAUAAGGGGCCCGACGCUAUCGUCGACAAGGCCCGCGAAGACAAGGACAAGGACGAGCACGCCGACCGGUCCGACACGUUCAACUACGAGGAGCUGCGCACCCUGCUGGAGCUGUGCUUCAGUGAACAGCUCGCGAACCCGGAGCGCGGGAUCGCGAGCGCCGCCAAGAGGCAGAUGGCGGACAAGAUGCUCGGCCUCAGCGAGCACAUGUGGCAGACGUAG
Colletotrichum graminicola M1.001 is the source of this 3255-nucleotide messenger RNA. RefSeq names its product Sec8 exocyst complex component specific domain-containing protein. Bases 1 to 3255 code for a protein of 1084 amino acids. The transcript has 2 exons. Gene Ontology annotation, cellular component: exocyst. NCBI's taxonomy places the organism in Eukaryota, Fungi, Ascomycota, Sordariomycetes, Glomerellales, Glomerellaceae. The record is from RefSeq and is a predicted model, not a curated record. Gene Ontology annotation, biological process: Golgi to plasma membrane transport; exocytosis.